Messenger RNA from Pyricularia grisea, 2299 nucleotides. RefSeq lists its product as uncharacterized. The record is from RefSeq and is a predicted model, not a curated record. Lineage: Eukaryota; Fungi; Ascomycota; Sordariomycetes; Magnaporthales; Pyriculariaceae. Bases 1 to 1977 code for a protein of 658 amino acids. The transcript has 5 exons.
AUGGCGGCCACUGUCCAUCCUGCCCAAAAGGCACACGCUGUUCCUUCGGACAGCCUCAAUGUCUGCCGUCGGACCCCGUUUUCUCUCCAUUCAGACCAUAGCGACCGGCUUCUGUCAAAACUCUUACGCCGGCAGACUUCGCCGCCUCCAGCACCACGGCCAUCGAAACGGGCAAAGACGUCCCACGACCCAGAAGUCAUGGCAGCUGCCGCACGCAGGGCAAGGCAACGGAGGACUAGUAUACUCCUUCCGGAUCUUGCGUCUGAGAUUUUGGUCUUGAUUUUUGAGCAUGUACGAGAGUCAAGUCUGAGGGACAUAAUAUCUUUGAGACUGGUCUGCCGCUGGUUCGACAAGGUGGCCACGCCCGUCGAAUAUCAGACCCUUGUCCUGACAAAACGGCUUCUCUACUUCCGAAAUCCCGAGCGAAUUUCUACCGCUUACGCAAACAUAACUCUGCAUACCAACCACGUGUUUGCGUCCAUUGACGAAAUAGAGAGCUGCCAUGAUAAUCAUCGCGCCGUUGCCCGGAUUACGACCAGCAUUCAAAACUUGUUGACAUUCACAUGGCGAUAUGCGCGAACACGGUCCAGUUCUGCUUGUACCUGCCCCAUUGCUCAGCUAUUUCUCACCACCCCUGGAAGUCGUGGCAGGCUACGUCGAGGAACGCGGGUCUUUUUCGAGAAUGUUGCGUCCCGGCACCUCGAGAAUCAUCAAAAUUUGUAUCUUCAGGCAAUCCCGACCGAACUGUUGGUAUCCUUAAAGAUGGCUAUCCCAAGUCCACCGCUCAUGACUAGCAUCAAUGGUCUUAAGCAGGUGCUACUUAAUUCGAGGUUCCUAGAAGCUUUUCACUACCAAGAUAAGGGGCAAGGGACCAGGUUCAUAUUUUCGGCCGGGGAACGAUUGCCACCGCUCAAGAAGCUGAGGCUCGAGUGUUACGACUGGUGUCACUCCCCCGAGGAGGUGCUUCGGCAUUGGGAUUUUUCACGUAUACAAUCCUUGGAGCUCUUGGACAUGCCUGUGUUCAAGGCUCUUCGUGCCAUCGAAGCGUACAACCUCUACGGACUGCACACUUUAGUUACGCGUGACUCUGGAAUAUCAGACACGCGCGAGGAGCUGUCGGCGCACCUGGCCUGGAUCAUCCGCCAAAGAACUCGGUCACUGAGAAAGCUCGAGCUGACUGUAGACAUGCGGCACUUCGACCCAGCCUCGCUGCUGGUACACGCUGCAACUCUGGAAACGUUGUCUCUGCGAGAUUUCAUUGGAUUUGGUGACGAGAGCCGAAGAUGUCCGACCAUGUGGCUGGAUCAUUUGAGUAUGUUGGCGUCGGAGCUGAAAAAUCUGCAUACUUUAGAGUUGGACAUGGAUACUUUGAUGACGAAUCCUCCGGCCUUCAUUGAGACGCUGUCUCGCUUUCCAAGUCUGCACACGCUGACAUUGCAUGUUCAAACGGUUGUGCACCCUUGGGACGAAGUAAGUCCGAGUGUCGACAGGGACGCUGAAGCCGCCAUGCACAUAUUCACAGCACUUUUGAGGCACAAGUCAGCAGCCGCAUCUGCCAUGCAUUUGCGCACCAGCCAGAAAGUCUGGCGUCAAGUGACGGUGAACGUCGGGGGCUGGAAGCCCGUCAUGGUCCGACGGCUCAGUCCGUCUUGGAAGAGCAAGAAUGAGCACGGGGUGUUUGCGGAGCGCUGCUUCGUGAUGCAGCAGCAUUCAGGGGCUUCUAUAGCCGAUCCUUACUUCGUUACUGAAGUUGCCACCGAGGAGCUUGGAAGGGAGCAGCGCGAGCAGCAUCGGCAAAGGGAGCCGGUCAGGGCUUAUCUACGUGAAACUGGGCCCGAAGAUCAGGUCAUUCCAGGGCCUGGUCUUGGUCAUCAGCCCAUACCGGAAAAUGCCCAUCAAUUCACCGAAUUCGUACUGGAGUAUCUUUCGGGAGGCACCCGACCGCCCGGGCCUAUUUUUGCACACCAAACCAAAUGAUAAAAGCAAGGCGUUUUGGCCAUCAUGAAUUCACAAGUCGACGAUGAUGAUACCACGAACAAUUAAUGAACUAGAAAGAAAAAAAUGAUACCUUAAAGACAUGGCUUUUGUUUUCACAUCGGAGCUGGGGAUUUCGACAGCAACAAGGUACAACAUGAUCCUACGCAGACACAGGUUACAGGGAGGAUAUUUGGGAUGGCAGCCGUUAUGGUAUAAUCUCGAUAAACAUAGCCCAGCGAUUGACAUCCAUUUAUAAAGAACCUUGUCCAACCAAAAAUAUCCUUUGAUAUUCGCUCUGAAUUGAUUUAUAUCACAAGUUGAU